UGUGUAACUUGUCAUAUCUCCUAAAUCUGAGUUUGAUUUCAAAGUGCCGCCAUGUUUCUAAAGGUGUUUUUUCUGUUCACUGGUCUGGUGGCCUCUGUCCAGUCGGGUAAGUCAUUCUCUGGUGGCCUCUGUGCAGUCAGGUAAGUCAUUCUCUGGUGGCCUCUGUCCAGUCAGGUAAGUCAUUCUCUGGUGGCCUCUGUGCAGUCAGGUAAGUCAUUCUCUGGUGGCCUCUGUAGAGUCGGGUAAGUCAUCCUCUUGUGGCCCCCGUACAUUCAGGAUUGGCAUCCUUUUGUGGCCCCGUACAGUCAGAUAAGUCAUCUUAUGGUGGCAUCUGUGCAGUCGGGUAAGUGGUAUUCAAUGUAAUAAGAGCGUUCAGGAUACUCAGCUGUUAGACUUGUCCGAGAAUGUCUUUGACCAGCAGAUGUGCACGGUCUCUUGAUGCACCUUCUACCAUUAAACAAACAAACCAACAAUUAUUCACGACCAAAAAAAUAGUUUAUAUCUAAAUCGACAAAAUGUUGAAUGAAACAAAAGUCAAGAAGAAACGAAACAAAUAGGGACUGUCCCAAGAGUCGGAGGUGCCACAAAGUUCAUCUUUUUUAAAUUGUGAGAAAGUUGGUUUAAAAUGGCUCAAAUCGGUCCACGCACAUGACGUAGACAAAGACAUGGACAUCGACCAUAUUGAGUCAAAUUUUUAACAAGUCAGAUGCAAAAUAUUCAAAUACCCCGAUAUAUAAAUAAUAUUUUAUUUGCAGUAAGAGAUAAAAAUAUUAUAUUAUUUGAAGUAAGAGGUGUAACUAUUAUCUUAUUUGUAUUACGGGAUACUUAGUAAGAGAUAACCAUUUACGAUUUUAGUGUAUUUGGUAAAUCACAAUAUACAGUGAGGAACAUAGGCAGGUGCAAAGGGAUGUAAAUGUGUUAUGGUUGUGCACUCUUAGGACUCGCCUCAGGCAGCAUUUUGUCAAAGUAACGCCCCUGAUAAGAGAUAAUAAACUUCUCCAACAUGUAGAUGCCAUCAUUGCCAACUUCACAUCUUUUAUACAUCCAAAGUACCAUGUAUAUAAAAAUAGCUUAAUGACCAAACUUCAUUGAGUUCAUGCAUGAAUGAUUCUUGUGGAUCCCAGCAUGCAGCGCAGGCCGCACCAAACGUGAACUCAGGGGCGCCUGGAUCGCCACUGUCAGCAACAUUGACUGGCCAAAGUCCAGCACUCGCACGACAAGUCAGAACGAGGCUGACCUCAAGGCUUUGCUAGACUCGCUACACUCUCAGACCAUCAACGCCGUCUUCUUUCAGGUAAGCCACGGAAUAGCUCAUGACAUUUACUCAAUAGAUCACAGGUCAAAUAGAACUUAUACAGCUUUGUUCAAAUAGACCUGAUUUAGAAUAGGGGAUAUAGAACUAAUACAGAGUAGGUCAAAAAAAAAAACUGAUAUAGAAUAGGCAAAAUAGAACUGAUAUAGAAGAGGUCAAAUAGACCUAAUAUAGAAUAGGUAUAAUAGACCUGAUAUGGAAUAGGUCAAAUAUAACGAUAUAGAAUAUGUCAAUUAGAACUGAAGUAGAUUAGGUCAAAUAGAACUGAUAUAGAAAAGGUCAAAUAGACCUGAUAUAGAAUAGGUAUAAUAGACCUGAUAUGGAAUAGGUCAAAUAUAACGAUAUAGAAUAUGUCAAUUAGAACUGAAGUAGAUUAGGUCAAAUAGAACUGAUAUAGAAAAGGUCAAAUAAACCUGAUAUAGAAAAGUUUUAAAAAACCUGAUAUAUAUAAUAGGUCAAAUAGAACGAUAUAGAAUAGGUCAAACGGACCAGUUAUAGAAUAUCUCGAAAAGAACUGAUACAGGAUAUUUCAAAAAGAAUGAUAUAGAAUAUGUCAAAUAGAGCGGUAUUGGGUAGGUCAAAUAGAGCAAUAUAGAAUAGGUCAAAUAGAGCAAUAUAGAAUAGGUCAAAUAGAGCAAUAUAGAAUAGGUCAAAUAUAAACGAAAGAAUAUAACAAAUAGAACCUAAGAGGAAGAAUUUCACAGAUUUUUUUACAAAUAGAAUUUGAUAGAUUCUGUUACAAUAGAACACGCUGGGUACAACUCACACAUUUAUCAAAUAUAACUGUUAUGUAAGUAACAUCUAAAACACAAGUGAAAUAUGGACCAAAUUAGCAGUUGGAAUACAACUGUGCUUUUGUAGUAAUCUUAAACGAGAAGUUGUUCUGCAUUCAACCCAAACAAAUUAUCUUAUGGCUUUGUAUCAUCAAUGACAACAUAGCAUCCACAAAUGGCAUCCGUUGGUGGAAAAAAAUACUUCAUGACAUUCAUUGGUGGCACCAAUGACACCAUGACAUCCAAAGGUGGCACAAAUGACACAAUGACAUCCGUUGGUGGCACAAAUGACACCAUGACAUCCAUCGGUGGCACCAAUGACACAAUGACAUCCAUUGGUGGCACAAAUGACACAAUGACAUCCGUUGGUGGCACAAAUGACACCAUGACAUCCAUCGGUGGCACCAAUGACACAAUGACAUCCAUUGGUGGCACCAAUGACACCAUGACAUCCAUUGGUGGCACCAAUGACACAAUGACACCCAUUGGUGGCACCAAUGACACCAUGACAUUCAUAGGUGGCACCAAUGACACAUGACAUCGAUUGGUGGCACCAAUGACACAAUGACUUCCAUUGGUGGCACCAAUGACACCAUGACAUUCAGUGGCGGCACCAAUGACACCAUGACAUCCAUUGGUGGCACCAAUGACACCAUGACAUCCAUUUGUGGCACUAAUGACACCAUGACAUCCAUUGGUGGCACCAAUGACACAAUGACAUCCAUUGGUGGCACCAAUGACACCAUGGCAUCCAGUCGUUUGUAGCUGGUAUAGAAGAUUGAUUGAGAGGUCUCUCUUGGAUUUGCCCAUACUUUAUUGUGUCAACCUGAGAGUGUAGAACGUACAGACCCAUCAUUUGCUCUUGUAGAAGUACAAAGAACCUCACCUUUAACCCCUAGGUCCGACCUGCUGGGGACGCCUUCUACCACUCGACCAUCGAGCCAUGGAGCACAUGGCUGACUGGACAUCAGGGGACGGCCCCGAGUCCUGCCUGGGAUCCACUGCAGUUCUUGGUGACCGAGGCGCAUUCCAGAAAUAUCGAAGUCCACGCUUGGUUUAAUCCAUACAGGUAAGUCUCACUUAUUCAUUCAGGUAAGUCUCACCAAUUUAUACAGGUAGGUCUCACUUAUUCAUUUAGAUAGGUCUUACUCUUACAAAUAAACAAAGAAACUGACAUCACAGGCAAGACUGUUCGCAGAUGACACAGCAGUGUAUAGGACGAUCGCCAACAGAUCUGACCAGGACCAGCUACAACAGGAUCUCAAUAUGUUAGCUGAGUGGGAGGUGAGCUGGGACAUGGAAUUUCACCCUGCCAAGUGCCAGACACUAUCAGUCUCUAGAAGUUGUACUCCUCUAUACUACCAAUACAAACUGCACUGCCAUAUUCUUGAGCAAGUUUCCUCCGUAAAGUACCUGGGUGUUACCAUUCAAAGAGAGGUCCGCUGGACGAGCAUAUUAACAAUGUAUGUAACCAAGCAAACAAGACCCUAGGGUUCUUAAGGCGAAAUCUAAAGAUUGGCAACUCCUGUGUGAAAGAAAGAGCAUAUAAAGCCUUUAUCCGUCCGAUUUUAGAUUAUGCAUCUUCAGUCUGGGACCCAUUUACCCAGAAGAGCAUUGACAAGUUGGAGGCGGUCCAGCGACGAGCAGCACGCUUUGUCCUAAACCGCUACAGCAUGCUAGAAACACUAGGCUGGUCACCAUUGGAGAAACGACGACGACAAUCAAGGCUCUCCAUGAUGUACAAGAUAAAUAAUGGGCUGGUCCACUGUUCCAGUAUUAAACAGAAACUCGUCCCUCUCCCCCAUAGACAGCGACGAGGCCAUGACAGGCAAUUCAGGCUCAUACCAUCAAGAAGCCAGUAUAGGAGCUGCUCAUUCCUGCCCAAGACAAUCAGGGACUGGAACAAGCUUUCAAAAGGAACGGUUGAGGCGACAACACUAGACACAUUUGUGUCUAUUGCAUCAAGCCUUCAAACCCCUAGUGCAUGAUUUCCUCAUCAACACCAGGAACAGAAACAUUGCAAAUCCCAUCUACAUGCAUAAGACCCAAAAUGAUCAAUAAAUUGAUCGUGGGCCCUUAAGAUAUAGAAGAAGAAGUCUCACUUAUUCAUUUAGGUAAGUGUCACUAAUUCAUACAGUUAAGUCUCAUUUAUUCAUACAGGCAAGUCUCAAUUAUUUAUUUAGAUAGGUCUUACUAAUUCAUACAGGUAAGUCUCACUUAUUCACGUAUGAAUUCAUCUACUUCAUGACCUUUUUUCUAACGUUAUUGGCCUGGCAUUAUCGUCCAUCAGGGCAAGAUCUGGGUCAACAUCCACCACCGGACUGGCGGCCAAUCACAUGGCUAGGGCUAUCCCAGCGCAUGCGCACCCAUACGGCGGCAAUCUGUGGAUGGAUCCAGGCAGUAAAGAAGUUCAGGUACACAGUCAAAAGGGAGGGGAGGGGAGGGGAGGGGGGGUAUAUUGACCAACUGAAAGAAAUCACUGCAAAAAUCACUGUGAAGCUUUUCUUGAAACAUUUACGUGAAUUUUUUCAUUGACAUCCCCUGGCCACUGUUCAUGAUUAGUAACUAAAUGUUGAAUAAAAUGCUUACAUUGUAACGUGAUCAUGUUUAAAGACAUUGUCUUCAAUGUCCACUCCAGGACAGAGUUAACGCCGUGAUCAUGGAUGUUGUCACGAGAUACGACAUUGACGGUGUCCACUUUGAUGACUAUUUUUAUCCAUACCCAACAGCAGAUCCAUUCCCUGACACCACCACGUGGAACGCUUACAAGGUGAGUAGCAACAACGUCUUGGUGUCCACGCAGCCUAAGGUCAAAAACUCUAUCUCAGUCUCUAGUGUUGUACUCAUAUCUCCUUCAUAAACUCUACCUCAUUCUCUAGUGUUGUACUCAUAUCUCCUUCAUAAAAUCUAUACCUCAGUCUCUAGUGAUGUACUUAUAUCUCCUUCAUAAACUCUACCUCAUUCUCUAGUGUUGUACUCAUAUCUCCUUCAUAAAAUCUAUACCUCAGUCUCUAGUGAUGUACUUAUAUCUCCUUCAUAAACUCUACCUCAUUCUCUAGUGUUGUACUCAUAUCUCCUUCAUAAACUCUACCUCAGUCUCUAGUGUUGUACUCAUCUCUCCUUCAUAACCUCUACCUCAGUCUCUAGUGUUGUACUCAUCUCUCCUUCAUAAACUCUACCUCAGUCUCUAGUGUUGUACUCAUCUCUCCUUCAUAAACUCUACCUCAGUCUCUAGUGUUGUACUCAUCUCUCCUUCAUAAACUCUACCUCAGUCUCUAGUGUUGUACUCAUCUCUCCUUCAUAAACGCUACCUCAGUCUCUAGUAUGGUACUCAUAUCUCCUCCAUAACCUCUACCUCAGUCUCUAGUGUUGUACUCAUAUCUCCUUCAUAAACUCUACCUCAGUCUCUAGUGUUGUACUCAUCUCUCCUUCAUAAACUCUACCUCAGUCUCUAGUGUUGUACUCAUAUCUCCUUCAUAAACUCUACCUCAGUCUCUAGUGUUGUACUCAUAUCUCCUUCAUAAACUCUACCUCAGUCUCUAGUGUUGUACUCAUAUCUCCUUCAUAACCUCUACCUCAGUCUCUAGUGUUGUACUCAUAUCUCCUUCAUAAACUCUACCUCAGUCUCUAGUGUUGUACUCAUCUCUCCUUCAUAAACUCUACCUCAGUCUCUAGUGUUGUACUCAUCACUCCUUCAUAAACUCUACCUCAGUCUCUAGUGUUGUACUCAUAUCUCCUUCAUAACCUCUACCUCAGUCUCUAGUGUUUAUACUCAUCUCUCCUUCAUAAACUCUACCUCAGUCUCUAGUGUUGUACUCAUCUCUCCUUCAUAAACUCUACCUCAGUCUCUAGUGGUGUACUCAUAUCUCCUUCAUAAACUCUACCUCAGUCUCUAGUGUUGUACUCAUCUCUCCUUCAUAACCUCUACCUUGGUCUCUAGUGUUGUUCUCAUCUCUCCUUCAUAAACUCUACCUCAGUCUCUAGUGUUGUACUCAUCUCUCCUUCAUAAACUCUACCUCAGUCUCUAGUGUUGGACUCAUCUCUCUUUCUUAAACUCUACCUCAGUCUCUAGUGUUGUACUCAUCUCUCCUUCAUAACCUCUACCUUGGUCUCUAGUGUUGUUCUCAUCUCUCCUUCAUAAACUCUACCUCAGUCUCUAGUGUGGUACUCAUAUCUCCUGCAUAAAUUCUACCUUAGUAUCUAGUUUUAUUCUUGUAAAGGCCUAAUUUAAGUUAAUAAUUUUUAUUUAUAUAAUAAUACAUAUUAAUUAAUUGCUAUGUUAUUUAAUAAUUAAUACAUAUCCUACUUAAUGUGUGUAUUUAUUUAUUUUUUUUCUAAUUUUGAAAAUUCUAUAUUCAAUUAAUUUUUAAAAAAAAUUAAUUUAAGUUUAAAAUUGCCUCUGGUAUUAUAGGUACCGUGAAAUUCGGUCGUGCGCACUUUCUGCGCAUAUCGAAAAAUGACGCAAAAACUGUAGUUUCCACCUUACAUUCGGCUUGUGGAUGACUUCGUUUUCUCGCGACACAGAUUUCUAAUGAUACGACAUCUUAAUCCAUUAUGGGAAAAUGUUAAAGAAUAAAAUAAAAUCUUAGUUUAGUUAUGAAAAUGUUAUGUAUGUUUUGUAUGCAUGUUUUGAUUUUAUAUGUUUGACGUGACACUUUAGGGGAGGGUUAAAUAAUUUGUGACAGGUUGGAGGGGGUCUAAAAUGUCUUUUUUUUCAGUGACGUAAUUUGCGUACGACUCCGAAUGUAAAAGAUUUCCCUCUAAAUAAAGAAAUGGGACUUAAUCUAAAUAAACGUAUUUUUAACAUUCCUGAAAAUUGAAAUUUUAAAAAAUAAUAGGUUUUGACUUUGUAUAAAGUAAAUAUUAUUUGAGGUUCGCAUGGUUUUAUGAUAUUUAAGUUUAACUUUGUAUGACAUACUUUUUAAGUUUCUUUCUUUUUAAACUUUGAACCAACCACGACUGAAUUACAUGUGACGUCAUUUCCUCCUUUACUCCCUGUAAUCUUAGAACGCUGGCGGUCAACUGUCACAUGCAGACUGGAGGCGUGACAAUGUCAACAAACUCAUAGAGAGGCUCUCAACAAAGUAAGCUGAUAGACCACUAAAUCUGAAUCUCUUUGUUUGGUCUGACUCUCUUAGUUUGGUCUGACUCUCUUAGUUUGGUCUGACCCUCAUAGUUUGGUCUGACUCUCUUACUUUGGUCUGACCCUCUUAAUUUGGUCUGACUCUCUUAGUUUGGUCUGGCUAUCUUAGUUUGGUCUGACUCUCUUACUUUGGUCUGACCCUCUUAAUUUGGUCUGACUCUCUUAGUUUGGUCUGACUAUUUUAGUUUGGUCUGAAUCUCUUAGUUUGGUCUGAUCCUUGUAGUUUGCUCUCACCCUCAUAGUUUGGUCUGACUCUUUUAGUUUGGUCUGAGCCUCUUAGUUUGGUCCGACUUUCUUAGUUUGCUCUGACCCUCAUAGUUUGGUCUGACUCUCUUAGUUUGGUCUGACCCUCAUAGUUUUGUCUGACUCUCUUACUUUGGUCUGACCCUCUUAAUUUGGUCUGACUCCCUUAGUUUGGUCUGACUCUCUUGGUUUGGUCUGAAUCUCUUAGUUUUGUCUGACCCUCGUAGUUUGGUCUGAAUCUCUUAGUUUGGUCUGACUCUCGUAGUUUGGUCUGACUCUCUUAGUUGAACAUCAGAGGGAGAGAGAGAGAGAGAGAGAGAGAGAGAGAGAGAGAGAGGUGUGGCUCUCACGCAGGAGUUUAUACUAAUGGGCUUACCGUUAAGCUACCGAUAAACGUUUUAAAAAUUCCAGGAUUUUUUUCCUAUAUUGAUAUUAUACAUAGAAAAACUCAUUAGGUGGGCCGGACCAUUGAACAUUGAAAGUUAGUUUAUUGACCAAAUAUUGUUUCUCUUAGUGUGGUCUGUCUCUCGUAGUGUGGUGUGACUCUCUGAGUUGAACAUCAGAGGGAGAGAGAGAGAGAGAGAGAGAGAGAGAGAGAGAGAGAGAGGUGUGGCUCUCAUGCAGGAGUUUAUACUAAUGGGCUUACCGUUAAGCUACCGUUAAACGUUUUAAAAAUUCCAGGAUAUUUUUCCUAUAUUGUUAUUGUACAUAGAAAAACUCAUUAGGUGGGCCGGACCAUUGAACAUUGAAAGUUAGUUUAUUGACCAAAUAUUGUGGAGCACCGUAAUGUUUAUAGUUUCAUUUUGUUCAAGGGUAGAUAUCCAUUGUAAAAAUUAUCAAUGAUAAGAAAUAUCCAGUGUCAAAAAAAAAAAAAAACCAUCCAUUGUAUAUCUUACAACAUUAAAAAUCAAACAUAGAUUGCAACAGGUGUGUUUGCUUUCCUCACCAGCAUGCACCAAGCUAAGCCGUGGAUUAAAUUCGGAGUCAGUCCAUUUGGAAUCUGGAAAUCUGGCCAACCAGCUGGUGUUGUGGGUGAGCAGUAGUUUCUUUACAUACAUUACAUUACGAACAAGCAUAUUAUUAGAUAUGUCAACAUAAAUGUCAAACAGUGUUACUCUAUAAACAGUCCUACUCUAUGAACAGUCCUACUCUAUGAACAGUCCUACUCUAUGAACAGCCCUACUUUAUGAACAGUCCUACUCUAUGAACAGCCCUACUCUAUGAACAGCCCUACUCUAUGAACAGCUCUACUCUAUGAACAGCUCUACUCUAUGAACAGCCCACUCUAUGAGCAGCCCUACUCUAUGAACAGUCCUACUCUAUGAACAGUCCUACUCUAUGAACAGCCCUACUUUAUGAACAGUCCUACUCUAUGAACAGCUCUACUCUAUGAACAGCCCUACUCUAUGAACAGCUCUACUCUAUGAACAGCUCUACUCUAUGAACAGCCCACUCUAUGAGCAGCCCUACUCAAUGAAUAGUCCUACUCUAUGAACAGUCCUACUCUAUGAACAGUCCUCUUUGGAGCCGAAUCUUGGAGAACAACAGCCAGCACUACGCAGAAAGAACAGAACCUCAAAAACACUAGCCUUAGAAAGAUCCUGAACAUCAAAUGGCCAAACGCCAUCACGAACAUAGACCUGAUAGAAAGGACACAAAAGGAUCCUGUUGCUGAAGACAUCAUAAGGAAAAGAUGGAGGUGGAUAGAGCACACUCUUCGUAAACCCCAGAUAACAUCACCAGACAAUCCCUAACAUGGAAUCAACUGGGAAAAAGAAAGAGAGGAAGGCCAUAUAAUACAUGGAGACGUGAGCUGGAGGCAGAGACACACAGAGUGGGAUAAACCUGGAAACAACUGGAAAGAAAAGCACAGGACCGAGAUGAAUAUGAAAUUCUUUUAGACGACCUAUGCCCCAGAUGGUACAAGUAAGUGACUUUAGCCAGGACAACGGGAGGAGUUGUCAUCGUUUAUCAACAAUCAAAAUACAGUUGGAACUCCAAACAGUGGAGGAUACUAGAGUUUGUGAAUCCCUACACGGACCGACUUCCCCCCACGCCCCUGACCUCAACCACACAUAACAUUUGGGCCAACAUUGACGGUUCUAAACAUGGUGUGAGGGAUGAGGAGUUACAGUCAAACAGAUCAGACAUUGUAAUGCUUGUCAAUGGCUUGUUUGUCUUAGCAGACAUUAGCCUAUAUAUGUGAACGGUUUGUCUGGUCAGAUAUUACAACACACAUUUUAAGGGGCCCGACAAAGCAAAGAUUUUUAUUCAGGGAAAAGUAGUAAACUAGAGGUCAAGGGGUUCUCAUCUCUUGUGGCUUAGGUACCUCAAGCGUGGACGCCCUCUACGCUGACUCCAGGCACUGGUUACAGAAGGGGUGGAUCGAUUACAUCGCCCCACAACUGUACUGGGUCAUCGACGGACCACAGAGUUUCACGAAGCUCAUUGACUGGUGGUCUGAGCCGGCCCAGAACCCGUUACAUCGUCAUGUGUAUGCGGGCUUGGCGGACUACAGGUUGUUGAGCUGGUGUUUGCUUGUGUUUGGUAGUUGCUGAGGUGAAGGUGGAGGUGGAGGUGAAGGUGGAGGUAAAGGUGGAGGUGAAGGUGGAGGUGGAGGUGAAGGUGGAGGUGAAGGUGGAGGUGAAGGUGGAGGUGAAGGUGGAGGUGAAGGUGGAGGUGUAGGUGAAGAUGGAGGUGGAGGUGGAGGUGAAGGUGAAGGUGUAGGUGGAGUGGUGGAGGUUAAGGUGGAGGUGGAGGUGAAGGUGGAGGUGAAGGUGGAGGUGAAGGUGGAGGUGAAGGUGGAGGUGAAGGUGGAGGUGGAGGUGAAGAUGGAGGUGGAGGUGGAGGUGAAGGUGAAGGUGGAGGUGGAGGUGAAGGUGGAGGUGGAGGUGGAGGUGAAGGUGAAGGUGGAGGUGAAGAUGGAGGUGAAGGUGGAGGUGGAGGUGAAUAGCUUGACUGAUCAUUGCAUUGCACGCUGAUAAAGAGAAACCCUCUUUAAGAAAAAGUAUGUGUCCUUUUAACAGCCAAUACUACAGCCACGAGUAUAUUCAUUGUAUAAUCAAGACUACAUCAGUACACAAGCAUUCAUUUAUUCAUCCCUUCCAUCAUUACAUUGGUCGAUAAAAAAUUGCUACUCAUUAUUUUUAAAGCCAUUUUUUUUUUACAUUGAUGAAACAUUCUUGGAUCGGCCUGAAGCCCAGCCAUGUAGCAGUUAGCUGUACGCCAACUGAUGCUCCAUGUUUUGUAUAUGUGUGUGUUCCCACUCUAACAGAAUCCUUGCCAACAACUGGAGCCCCAAUGAGAUCCUCCACCAGAUCCAGCUGACUCAGGCCAGGACCAACCACAGCGUCUGGGGCGUCAUACACUACAGCGCCAAACACGUGGACACCAACGUGCAUGUAAGUCGUGGUACUCACGUCAUCGCCAUCGUCUUGUGGGCGGGGGGGGGAGGGGGUUGGGGAGGGGCUUGGUGUGUUUACGUCGUCGUCUAGUGAUGAUGACGUCAGCGCCGGUGACGUCAUCAACACCUCCCGUUGCACCAUCAUCUUAUGGUGACGUCAUCGACACAUCACGACGACGCCAUAAUAUCCACUCUCGCCUGGUGAUGUCAUCAUUAUGUCAUGUUGAUUGUUUCAACAAAAUCAUGGACUUGUCGCAACUAGCCUUUUCGAAAUGCGUUGACGCAAUGUUAACAGAAAUAAUUAGCCACAUAGCCACAUUCCACUUGAUUUCAAAAGGUUAACGGAUGGUGUUAUUUUUCAGCAGCCGGAUCCCAAAUGGCAGAUUUCUCUUUGCCUAAUUUGGCCUGCAGAUUUAACUCUGAGCCAGGUUUUCUGUGAGAUCCAUUGUGUAUCGACACUAAACAUGUGAGUUCGUUUCAAACGUUUAAUCGUGUAAUGGAAUGUCUCCAACUAAAACUCUCUCACCUGUGUUUCUAUCCCCCAGGGGCUUUUCACGACCCUCAAAUCGUCGGUCUACCAGCACCCGGCGCUCCCGGACGUCUACACGUACAGAAGCGGUGUCGCCGCGCCUGCCGCCCCGGUGGUGAAAGCCAACGGCGCCACCCUCGACUGGAGCGCCAGCAAGAAGGACGACGUGCGGUCGUGGGCCGUGUACCACAGUGCCGCCAACGCCUGCACGCUGGUCAGGGUCGUCCACGCGGCCACCACGUCCCUGGCGGUCAGCGGCACCGGGGUCUACGUGGUGACCGCCGUCAACAGGCUCGGCGCCGAGACGGACGGCAACCCCGUGACUGUUGAAACUGUCGUGGGAUGAUUGGAACUGUCCGGUGAUGGUGAUGAACUGCCUCCCAUCUCUCUCUGAAGUUAUCAAGUCUUUUGUGUUGGUUCAUUUGUGUACGUUAUUUGCCAGUGCUUUAAUGUACAUUUUAAAAAUAAAUAAAUGUACAAUGCAAUGCCACGUGACGCUAUGGAUAUUGUUACUUUUCUUGACAACGUUGAAAUUAUCACGUGUGAUAGUUGCAUUGUUAUAAUGAGCAUUGUUAUUGGUCGAGAUUCUCAAAAACUGAAACGAUAAAAAUAUUGUUGUUUUUUUUCAGCCUGAGAACAACUCAAUUUUAAAAUAAACAGUUUUUAUAUCAUUAUAUAAAUUUAAAAAAUAAAUAAAUAAACUUAUAGUUA
Messenger RNA from Lymnaea stagnalis (great pond snail), 12114 nucleotides. NCBI's taxonomy places the organism in Eukaryota, Metazoa, Mollusca, Gastropoda, Lymnaeidae. The record is from the annotation of a GenBank genome assembly.